Molecule: messenger RNA, 522 nt
Organism: Uloborus diversus
Lineage: Eukaryota; Metazoa; Arthropoda; Arachnida; Araneae; Uloboridae
Exons: 5
Coding region: 1-522 (173 amino acids)
Source: RefSeq, a predicted model, not a curated record
AUGGCUGAUCAUUUUCAGACAGUUCAAAGUAGGAAUUUUAUAUCAGAUAACCUUGUUUCACUUAAAAGAGAUCUAACAAAUGAUGCUCACCGCUUUGAUUUUCUUGAAGAGCCACGAAAAUUUUCUUCGUUUGGAGAAACUACCUACGCUGAUCAUUUUGGACCAAAAACAAAUCUGCCUCCAGCAAUUGAAAUAAUCGGCGAAGGUCCAAUACUAACCCCAUUAUCAAGUGAAAGAGCGAAACAUUUAGUCUCAACAACACAAUUUGAUUUUGAUGGUAAACGGUUUGGAUCCUAUUCAGGAAAUCAAUUUCUGAAAGAGAGUUGCAAAUGUCACCGCGCACAAGACGAAUUUAGCAAAAUGAAAUCAGAUGUAUUUGGAAACCCUUCUGAUAUUCUGACAACAAUCGGACCUAUUCCUCUGAUGAAGACUUGUCGUCGUGUUCAGCGAUGGGAUACCACAUAUGGAACGGAUUACAUUUUUGUACCUCCUGCUGAACGUAAAUUCCCUUUCUCUGGCUGA